This is a messenger RNA of Dicrocoelium dendriticum, 3205 nucleotides long. The record is from the annotation of a GenBank genome assembly. Lineage: Eukaryota; Metazoa; Platyhelminthes; Trematoda; Plagiorchiida; Dicrocoeliidae.
CCGCAAACACCCGGCAUCAUUCACGCUUCGUACGCUUGAAACGCCAGUAACACUUGCGGCGCCUUGGGAAUGCUGUGUCGUUCGGUUGAUGUCGUGUUCGCUGUUAGUUUUUGCUUUGUGUAUAGUUCUGUCGCGCACACUAGCGCAGCAAAGGCCAGCCUAACGUAUCUGUAUAUGUCCAACCUUACGGAGAAAUCGCAGCCGGAUAAGAUUCUUAGUUCAAUUACCGCAAAUGUGAUCGCAACGCCCUAUCAUUUCAGCAAAGUGGACCAACAUGACAGUCGCAUGUCUUCCAAGUUAUUGCAUGUGCUGGUUGAGUUCAAUCACCAUGGAGCGGAAUCGGGCAGAAAACUAGAAGUAGUGGCCGAAUUUGACAACGAUGGAACUGUAUCCAAACUGCAUCUUCCAUUGAAUGAAGUCAUAAACGCGACGGAUUUAAAUUUAAUCAAGGGGCUGAUCAGUUUAUUUAUCAUUCGAACCGCUCUUGAAGCUGGUGUAGAGACAGACAGCUCGGGAACUUGUCGUGUUUCCUACAUCGCUCUGAACUACACGGGAUCUAAUCCUGACCUCGCUGUUUUCCAUAAAGUGAAAAGCCGUUGUCAACGAACGCAGCACCCCUUAGAUGUUUGGAGUCACAGUUUAGUUCCAAUCACGAAAUUACGUGGGGCUGAGCGAAUACAUACACGCUACUUGUUUAACACAGCGGAAGGCUACAUUGUGCGUGCCGUUUCCUACGAGGAACAGACACUUUUCACUCUUUCUGGGACAGACGUGAACGUUGUCAAGUUGAAUUCGCUACAAGAACUGAAAUUAGUGAACAGCAAUUGGGAACCGCAUAUUCUUUCCGGUGCUAGAAAUGUCGAUGAGAUUGUAACCAGCAUUCUGGGUGCAGCGGACAGGGUGGUACAUUUGGCCCCAAUCUACCCGGUCAGUGACUCAGAAAACCCUUGCAGCAUGAACAACGAGUUACAUCGGAACAUAUCUUCCGAUAUAUCACUCACCUUGUUGCGCAGUUGGAUCGAGGGUGCUCGUGAUGAUUUGCACACACAUCAGCUUGGACACAUGAAGUCAUUGCAUCGUGCUAUGCAACUCAUGAGGAUGCUACGCUGUCUACCAAACAGUCCCGAAUCCGUCGAUUUACUAACACAUGCAUCCACUCUGAGUCCCCCUGCUAUUGAUUCCCGAAUGAUGUACCGCCAGUCAGGCUCUUGGCGUGACCAGUUAGUGGACGUUCUUAUUGGUUGUGGGACACCCACGUGCCUGUCAGUGGUGCUUAGGCGUCUGGAAGCCUUAACCGAAGCUGCUAACUUUAGCAAGCCGGAUGACAUAGCAGCCACACGCGAAGAGCAACUCGCUCGAGCCAUGUUGUUUGGCAAAUUGUGGCCCCAGCUAGCUCACGCCGAGCGAUUGACAACCAGUCAGUUCGAGCGGAUGUUUAAUUGUUGUCUGGCCGUAACCAGUACCACAAACAGAAUAGUUUGUCUCAUGGCAUUGGCAAAUCUGUGGUCGACAGUUUUGUCUGAGGAUGGUUCGGUGCGAGAAUUACUCAUUCACUCUGUUGAGGAACUGCUGUGGGGCAAUUUCGAAGGUUCUGAAAGAGCAUCAAUCGGAGAAGGCCAGACACUGGAGGCAGUGAACGAUAAGAAUUCACGGAUUAUGGCCGCUAUCACUGCGGCUGAGGCACUGAAUGCUGCGGAAUUAAUCAAUUCACUGCUGUCACUCAUCAACUUUGCGGAUGUUUAUCCUUCCGUGCGAGCAGCGGCCAUUCGAUCUGUUGGUAAGCUAUUAUCCAAAGCCAAAGCGAAUAACAACCAAGAACUCAAGUAUAACGUCAAAAUGGACGAAGUUGAAGCAGUUCUAACUCAACUGUUGCUCGAAGAAUCCGAAGGUAAUUUGGUAAUCGAUCGGGAAAUUGUCCAUACGCUUCUCAUACUUAAUCCUUAUCCAAAAUCGAUUACUAGACUGUUUGCCACAUUGGUCGAACAGAAUCGUUGGGUUCUAAUACGAGAAUGUCGCUUCCUAGUAAAGUGGUUGUGUGAGUCCGACGCACUACAUCCUGCGGUUUGUGUUUGUUUCGCUGGUGAUGGUAUAUGCGAUUUGGGAGCUGCUGGCGGUUGGUCCGGCUUAGCCGCUGACAACACAACGACCUUUUACAAUUCAAGUUCUAUUCGAGGGGAACUGUUUAACAUAAAUGACACACUGGUAGUGGACUACUUAUUACAACUGAUCAAUGGCCCCAGUGGCGAGCUGUGUUAUUCAAAGUUAUCUAUGCAUCUGUUGGGUCCAAAUGGUGGUGGUCGUUUAAUGGAAUUUGCCAUAAACACAAACGGCUUGGAAAUAUUCUCCCAAAGCCUAGGCUUAACUGAUUCUUCAAAAGAAGCUCCCACUACUGAGGGCGCUUGGGUAAACUUGGAGUUGCAGUAUUUCAACACCAACCUUCCUCCAUGGACUGUGUUCCAAGGUGGAAUGACUAACAUGAUGAAGACCCUGUGGUCUGCUUCAUCGGAUCCGGCACCAGUGCUGCAGUUUCUCCGCCCCUUCGUGGAUGAACGUCAAUACAGUGCGUUUUCAGCCGGCUGGAUCCUGUCUUUGGACACUUUGGGACUGUUGUCCGUGGACUUGUCCAUGGCAAUGAAAGUCAGCAUCUUCACCAGAUCCGGUCGUAGCCUUGUACGCAUUCGACUGGCACUGGUAAGCGAAGUAUACAUGCAUGUGGUGCAUGAAGCGGAAUCCGUGAGCCGCUCGACACAAGCCCUCAUCAAAGGCUUCGGUGGAGACGGGGAACUGGAUUUUAUCACACAGGUUAGGGUGUCGGAUCUGCCUGAUGGAGUGUGUAUGGCUAUGAACCGAAGAAAUGACUUUCAAUCGCUCUUCUGGGAAGGUGUCCGUUCAGUGUCAGAAUUUCGACCAGUGCCAACAGGCACACUGAACUAUCGAGACAUAACUGAGCACUCGGAUUAUCGUAUAACACACAGUUUGAAUCUACCCGGUGUUUCAUUUGAUCUGGGGGACGCGAACACAAAAAGGUGUGUCAAAAUGGGUGGAACAUUUCUGUGGUAACUGAACACCACUUUGUGCUCCUACUUGAUUUUACGUUCGGGUCUACUUCCCGGUAGAACGACUAAGAUUUUACUGAGUAUUUGUAUAAAUUUUGUAUCAUAUUCGGCAGUGCGCCACACCUGUAAAAAUUGAAAUUAGCAUAAUU